This is a messenger RNA of Eurytemora carolleeae, 723 nucleotides long. RefSeq lists its product as uncharacterized. The transcript is spliced from 4 exons. The record is from RefSeq and is a predicted model, not a curated record. NCBI's taxonomy places the organism in Eukaryota, Metazoa, Arthropoda, Copepoda, Calanoida, Temoridae. Bases 90 to 584 code for a protein of 164 amino acids.
CUAAGAAUACUAUUUAACAAAUGUUAGAACAGACCAGGAUAUAAGUAGUUUCAAAGCAGUGUUAGGUCUAACACAGUUCUAUUUACAUUAUGCUUCUUAUUUUAUUGUUAGCUGCUAGUUGUGACUCCUGGAAGAUUAGGAAUCAUGAUAAGGAGCUUUCAAGUGAAAACCUGAUGCCGAGCUGGGAAGAAACCGAACAUUAUGAAAUUGUUAAUGAAGAAGUAGAAGAUAUUCCUGAAAUAACAAGUACUGAUAUCCAGAAGCUAAAAUACUGGCUCGAACAUCAACAAUUAAAGAAAAAAAGUGUUAGGAAAUGUAGAUGUAAAACCUCAUCCAAACCACCACGGAAUAAUAAGAGGAAAUCUGAAAAAUCAAGUCCAUCUUGGAAGACCACUGUAACAAGCUCCUCAACUUGGGCUGAAACUGAUCCGGCAUCAACAAUGAAUACUGACACAACUCAGAUGAAGGAUGUAGAAAGUCAGAAGGUGGAAAAUGUGACCACAUUAGAACCUAUGAAAGUAUCUGUAACUGAAGUCAAUAAGACUUCCAAUCCUUCUGAUGGAGCUGACUAUUUUGAUCCUUAGAGGGCUUUAACUGCCAUCACUAAGAAGUCUUUAAUCACUGAAAUUGAAUGAGUUCUGAAACUUAUUUUUAACCUAUUAAAUCUGAAACUGAUUUUUAACCUAUUAAAUCUUUAGUUAAUAAAGAAUUACUUAGAAUUAA